Messenger RNA from Manihot esculenta (cassava), 1252 nucleotides. RefSeq lists its product as uncharacterized. The transcript is spliced from 9 exons. The coding region runs from base 138 to 1007 and encodes 289 amino acids. The record is from RefSeq and is a predicted model, not a curated record. Gene Ontology annotation, molecular function: acyltransferase activity, transferring groups other than amino-acyl groups. Lineage: Eukaryota; Viridiplantae; Streptophyta; Magnoliopsida; Malpighiales; Euphorbiaceae.
UAACCUGCAACUAUUUCCACAAUUUUCAGACCAAAAAAAGUUUUUUUUUUUUUUUUUGGGAAUUUGUGUGUUUGUUAGACAAAAGGAUUGAAAGUUGUUUAGUUGAAAAAAUCUGGAUUGGAAGCAGCCGACCUCUGAUGUCGACUAUUUCCAUUCACAGACCUGACUUCACUACCUUGUCAAAUGAUAGAUUCGGAAAUCACUCCAAAUUUCACAGGAUGGCUUCUUCUUUGACAAUGGCCAUGGAUUCUAGGUCUUCUCAAACAAGGAAAAAGGAAGAGCUAUCUAUACAAGUUCCAGCGUCAUCUAUUCCUCAAUUUGAGACCUCGAGGCUACCUGAUCUGCGAUUUGACCGUCUUCAAACGCCUGAAAAGGAUUUGAUACAUGAGGACAAGUUCGAAUUUGGGCAAUUUGUGGCCCGAGAAGCUAUAAUUGAUGAAGAAUUCUGGACAGCAGCUUGGCUGCGAGCAGAAAGUCAUUGGGAAGAUCGAAUAAAUGAUCGAUAUGUCGAUAAUCACAAAAGGAAAUUCGCAGAGCAGGAGUUCCAUGCCAUAAAAAGGCAGAGAGCAGGUCUACAUGGACAAAAAUGUAGAUGCAUUGUCACGGUAAGAAGGGAAGACAAAAAUGUAAAACGCACUGUAUUGAAAAGUGUAGUUGGAACUCUUGAUUUGAGCAUUCGGUUCUUAUUGCAGGGAGAGACCUUUCCAGGGGAGCGGGUAAAGGUUCCUAUCUUCCGCAGUUUCCAUAGGAGGGGACCAAAUACUUAUGGUUAUGUUGCAAACCUGUGUGUUGCCAAAUUAGCACGUCGCCAAGGAAUCGCAAGCAACAUGUUGCAUUUUGCUGUUGAAUCAGCAAAAUCUAGUGGUGUAGAACAAGUAUACGUGCAUGUGCAUAGAAACAAUAUACCCGCACAAGAUCUAUACGAAAAGAUAGGAUUUGAGAUUGUUGAAGCUGCAAGCCUGCAAUUACAAGAAGAGAAGACAUACCUACUUUGUUGCAGGGUAUGAAAAAAGGAAAAAAAAAAAAAAAAAAACACUUCUGCAAUACAAAUUGGUAGCCAGAAAAUGUAGAAAGCAUCAUAUACAAGAACCAUAGGAUACAUCGGAUGUUUGCGAGUGAUCUGAAAGCGGAAGGCAGAUUAGCACUCAAAUUUAGCCAUACUACUAAUCGUGAACUUUGCUUGUAACUAUCAUUUCCAGAAACCUAAUGUAACCAAGCUGCUAAUGAAUGUGUAAUCAAGGUCUUAGUUCCA